GAAAAACACAAGUUGCAUACUUUGCGUUCGACGAAAUUCCUCUAAGAAAAUCACUAUCUCCUCUUUCGUCUUUUUCUUGCCCUUCUUCUUGUGGGGUAUAAUUAUACAUUAUUUAUAUUAUGUACUCCCUCUGUCUCAUUUUAAUGUUUUACUCUCCUUUUUAUUUGUCCAAAAAGAGUGUCAUUUUUUUUUAUGUAGUAAGGUGACAAUUCAAUUUAAUUUAAGAUCACCAGAUUCAAAAGUGCAAACUCUUUGUUCGACCAAAUUCCUCUUAGGAAAUUGCUGUCUCCUUUUUCGUUUUUUUCUUGUCCUUUUCUUUUGGGGUCUAAUUAUAGAUUGUUUACAUUACAUUUUUUUUAGCAAUAUAGUCUCAGUCAUGCUUGGUGCUAGACUUUUUGGGAGAACGUUAUUGGCUGCGGCGAAAUCGGAGAGUUCAACUGCAGCUGCUGCUACGACUAAGGUUACUAAUCCACUUGAGCAGUUCUUUGAACUUGAUAGAACAGCAGAUGACGAUAAGCCUGUUGUUUAUGGUCGAGGUUGGAAAGCUUCUGAACUGCGUCUGAAGUCUUGGGAUGAUCUUCAAAAGUUAUGGUACGUUCUUCUAAAGGAGAAGAACAUGUUAAUGACUCAAAGACAGAUGCUUAAUGCUCAGAACUUGAGGUUUCCUAAUCCUGAGCGUAUUUCCAAGGUUAGGAAGUCAAUGUGCCGAAUCAAGCACGUGCUGACUGAGAGAGCAAUCGAAGAACCAGAUCCAAGGAGGUCUACUGAGAUGAAGAGGAUGAUAAAUGCUUUAUGAUCUUCUUAACUCUCUUGAUGUUAGUGGUCGUUAACUUUUUCAAACGUUUGUCCUUAAUAUGGUACUUGACCUUUCUUUUUUGUUAGCAACUACAUGCAGGAAGGUCACUAGUUUGCCAUUUUCCCCCAUGCAUAAAUAAAGUUCAGUCAGUUUGCAGAA
Messenger RNA from Lycium ferocissimum, 955 nucleotides. RefSeq lists its product as uncharacterized. Bases 377 to 796 code for a protein of 139 amino acids. The record is from RefSeq and is a predicted model, not a curated record. Gene Ontology annotation, molecular function: structural constituent of ribosome. Gene Ontology annotation, biological process: mitochondrial translation. NCBI's taxonomy places the organism in Eukaryota, Viridiplantae, Streptophyta, Magnoliopsida, Solanales, Solanaceae. Gene Ontology annotation, cellular component: mitochondrial ribosome; mitochondrial large ribosomal subunit. The transcript has 3 exons.